This is a messenger RNA of Schistosoma haematobium, 606 nucleotides long. RefSeq names its product Inactive hydroxysteroid dehydrogenase-like protein 1. Gene Ontology annotation, cellular component: endoplasmic reticulum. The record is from RefSeq and is a predicted model, not a curated record. The annotation marks the transcript as partial. Lineage: Eukaryota; Metazoa; Platyhelminthes; Trematoda; Strigeidida; Schistosomatidae. Gene Ontology annotation, molecular function: oxidoreductase activity. The transcript has a single exon.
AAUGAUGUUUAUGAAAUCAUAAGACCUGCUGUUGACCAAUUGUCUACAAUAGCUUGUCUAGUUAACAAUGUUGGUAUGGGAUUACCGACUGCAUUGUUUGCUGGUGAAGUGAAUUCCCCGAAUGAAGAAUCCAUUAGAAAGAUCAUUGAUUGUAACAUUUUGUCUGCAGUCAUGAUGACGAGCAUCAUUCUGCCAAAAAUGUUAACACAGAAAGGACCUAAUCCUGGUAUCAUCAACAUCGCAUCGUAUGCAGGUUUGAAAGUAUUUCCUUAUGCUACAGUGUAUGCUUUAACCAAAGCAUCUAUUAUUCAUUUUUCUAAAUGUUUGGCUGCAGAAAAGUAUCAAAAGAAUGUGAUUAUACAAGCGAUUUGCCCAUUAUUUGUAUCUACAAAAAUGAGCAAUUCCAUGAAAACCACAUUUUUCAUACCGACUGCUGAAGUCUUUGCUAAAAGUGCAUUGGAUAUGUUUGGUGUUGAACAACGAACUAGUGGUUAUAUUCGACACGAUUUAAAAGCAUAUCUUUAUGAUUUGUUACCGACAUCAGUUCGUAUACUAAUCAUAAAAGCAAUAGCGAAUUCCUCACGAAAAAAAGUUUGAUUCAUUUAA